This is a messenger RNA of Penicillium psychrosexuale, 237 nucleotides long. RefSeq lists its product as uncharacterized. The record is from RefSeq and is a predicted model, not a curated record. Bases 1 to 237 code for a protein of 78 amino acids. NCBI's taxonomy places the organism in Eukaryota, Fungi, Ascomycota, Eurotiomycetes, Eurotiales, Aspergillaceae. The transcript has a single exon.
AUGAGGAUAAAAAGGCAUAUUCGUCGAAGUACCAAUACAAAUCUACUUCUAGCCCAGCGGCUCGAAAUAUACGAGGAAUCUUUAAAGAAGUCUCAGGACCACAGAUCGCGAGCAAGCGCUCCCAAAAAUCGCAAAUCAAUUCUCAAUACAGGUCCAAUGGCACUCACACCGGCAAAUGCAAAUCGGAUGAUCAAAAAAAGGCAGGAGGCCGACCAGAAGAAGAUUCAGAGGCUAUAG